UCAUGGGAGUCUAAGCCUAACAUUCUAAGAAGAUAAACGGCGUCGUUGGUUCUCUUCUGCUAUAAAACCGGCAACCUUUCCACUUUAGGGUUUUUAUCGCCAGGGUUUCUAUUUGCAGAUUGAGCCUCUAGCCUCCGAGCUCCGAAGUCGCGAAAAUGCCGUCACACAAGACCUUCCUCAUCAAGAAAAAGCUGGCGAAGAAGAUGAGGCAGAACAGGCCCAUCCCUCACUGGAUCCGCAUGAGAACCGAUAACACCAUCAGGUACAACGCGAAGCGCAGGCACUGGCGCCGCACUAAGCUAGGGUUUUGAGGUGGAAGAGCUUGUUUAAAUUUGAAAUCUUUUAAGUGUUAUUUUUUUUAAAGUUGAUUUUACAAAACUUGAAACGAGAGUUUACAUUUUGGAACAUCUAGAUGGGAUUUUAAUGACGAUGUUUAAUUUCUGUUUA
Molecule: messenger RNA, 447 nt
Organism: Hevea brasiliensis (rubber tree)
Lineage: Eukaryota; Viridiplantae; Streptophyta; Magnoliopsida; Malpighiales; Euphorbiaceae
Product: 60S ribosomal protein L39-like
Exons: 3
Coding region: 156-311 (51 amino acids)
Biological process (GO): translation
Cellular component (GO): cytosolic large ribosomal subunit; ribosome
Molecular function (GO): structural constituent of ribosome
Source: RefSeq, a predicted model, not a curated record